Messenger RNA from Fundulus heteroclitus (mummichog), 1814 nucleotides. RefSeq names its product gastrula zinc finger protein XlCGF8.2DB-like. Lineage: Eukaryota; Metazoa; Chordata; Actinopteri; Cyprinodontiformes; Fundulidae. The transcript has a single exon. Bases 124 to 1233 code for a protein of 369 amino acids. The record is from RefSeq and is a predicted model, not a curated record. Gene Ontology annotation, biological process: regulation of cytokine production; regulation of immune system process; negative regulation of transcription by RNA polymerase II.
AAUCAAGAGGACAAUGAUGUAGAGAACCCUCUCUCUGAGCUUAAACACAAGUCAGACUGUGGAUAUAAGAAAUGUUCUACAGAGAAAAAAACAGUGGAGACACAAAGGAAAUUCCAGACAGGAAUGAAGCUUAGCUGUGAAGACUGUGGCAAAACAUUUAGUGGGAAAUGCGCUUUAAACGCACACAUGAGUAUCCACACAGGAGAGAAGCCUUUCUGUUGUGAUCUGUGUGAACAAAGAUUUGGACAAAAAUCACAUUUAAACACACACAUGAGAAUCCAUACAGGACAGAAGCCUUUCUGUUGUGAUCUAUGUGGACAAAGAUUUAGCCUAAAAUCUAAUUUAAACACACACAUGAUAAUCCAUACAGGAGAGAAGCCUUUCUGUUGUGAUCUCUGUGGACAAAGAUUUAGCCUAAAAUGUCAUUUAAACACACACAUGAGAAUCCAUACAGGAGAGAAGCCUUUCUGUUGUGAUCUAUGUGGACAGAGAUUUAGCCGAAAAGCAAUUUUAAAACACCACAUGACAAUCCAUACAGGAGAGAAGCCUUUCUGUUGUGAUCUAUGUGGACAGAGAUUUAGCCGAAAAUCAAUUUUAAACACACAUAUGAGAAUCCACACAGGAGAGAAGCCUUUCUGUUGUGAUCUGUGUGGACAAAGAUUUAGCGAAAAAGGUUCUUUAACCAAACACAUGAGAAUCCAUACAGGACAGAAGCCUUUCUGUUGUGAUCUAUGUGGAAAAAGAUUUUGCCACAAAUCACAUUUAAACACACACAUGAGAAUCCAUACAGGACAGAAGCCUUUUUGUUGUGAUCUAUGUGGACAAAGAUUUAGCCACAAAUUUAGUUUAAACGCACAUAUGAGAAUCCAUACAGGACAGAACCCUUUCUGUUGUGAUCUAUGUGGAAAAGGAUUUAGCCAAAAAUCAAGUUUAAACACACACAUGAGAAUCCAUACAGGACAGAAGCCUUUCUGUUGUGAUCUAUGUGGAAAAACAUUUAGCGAAAGAGGAACUCUAAACAGACACACGAGAAUCCAUACAGGACAGAAGCCUUUCUGUUGUGACCUAUGUGGACAAAGAUUUAGCCACAAAUUCAGUUUAAACGCACAUAUGAGAAUCCAUACAGGACAGAACCCUUUCUGUUGUGAGCUAUGUGGAAAAGGAUUUAGCCAAAAAUCAAGUUUAAACAGACACAUGAGAAUCCAUACUGAAGUUAAAAUGGCUCUGCUAUGAAUAUUAAUACAAAGUGCACAGAUGAUGAUGCCGUGUGUAUGGAAGCUUCUGAAAGGUUUGUUGACAAAAUUAUAUAUCAUUUUAGACAUCUGUUGAUGUUUUAAAGGCACACCUAAAACCCUCUGGCGCCAUCUGAAAAUGCCUAAUUAUAGCUCUUACCUCCUGUUCUGUGGCCUUUCAUAGGGUCCUCAGUAAGAAAACUAUUGUGGGAAGAGAAGGCGCUUUGGACCGCUGUACCAAUUUCGGGCAGCCUUUACUUCAUGUAUAAGAGAGGGAGAGAAGGUGCUCCUCGCUUUCCACUUGCUGACACAAGCAGCUCCAUGCAGCUUUCAGAAACAGACUAACUCUCAGUGAGGAGCCGACUCCCAGCGUUCAAUUCAAUUCAGUUUUAUUUAUAUAGCGGCAAUUCAUGAAACAUGUCAUCUCAAGGCUCUUUACAAAGUCAAAUUCAAUCAGAUUAUACAGAUUGGUCAAAAAAUUUGCUAUAUAACACAUGGGACCCAGGUGAUUGCAUCAAAGUCCCGACAAGCAGCUUUCACUCCUGAAGAAGCGUAGAGCCACAGGGAGAGUCGUCUGCAUUG